Molecule: messenger RNA, 2592 nt
Organism: Eruca vesicaria subsp. sativa (arugula)
Lineage: Eukaryota; Viridiplantae; Streptophyta; Magnoliopsida; Brassicales; Brassicaceae
Source: the annotation of a GenBank genome assembly
AUGUACUAUCUCCCCACUUCUUGUCUUAUCUCUUUCUUCCUCUUCUCCUUCUUUCACCACCUUUCUUGUGCUUCAACUAAAAACGAACUUGGGUGGUGUGGUGGUCUGUACGAGUGUGGAAACAUCACCGCUGGUUUCCCCUUCUCCGGUGGGAGUCGUACCCAGUUUUGUGGUCAUCCAUCGCUGGAGCUUCAGUGCUAUGAAAACAAGACAUCUAUUAUAAUCUCUAAUCAUCUGUACGAUGUUCUGCACAUAGAUCAACCAUCUAAGACUCUUAGACUUGUUAGAGCAGAGCUUGGAGGUAAUUUUUGCACCGCUACAUUCACAGCCACAACCUUGCCUCCCGAAAUCUAUGAGCUAUCACCAACCUCUCAGAGCCUCACUGUUUUCUACCUCUGUGACCGUAACUUUCGUUACAACUCGAGUUAUACAUGUCCUGAUAGAGGUCCUAUCUCAGUGUCUAAAAACCUUGAUUACCACAAAUCCUGCCAAGACAGUUUCAAUAUUAACGUUCCCAAGGGCUAUGUUCCUGAAGAGAAAGAGUUGAAUCUGAAACAUUUAGAAAAUGCUUUGAGUGAAGGGUUUGAUGUGAAAGUGAAGAUUGAUGAACAAACAUGUGAAGAAUGUUUAUCUUCUCAUGGAAUCUGCGGCUUCCAAAAUACAACACAGAUCUGUUGUAAGAAUGAUUCAACAUCAAGAUGCAAUACACUCCGUCUACAUAAUAGUCAUAUUGAUGAACUUAACCAACACUGCAGUGGCUCCUUUAGCUGCGGCAAUCAGAAUGAACUCUUUUACCCUUUCUGGAUACCUGGCAGAGAAAACUGCGGCCACCCCGACUUCAAACUCAACUGUAGUGGAGGAUUCGCAGAGUUGAACAUGUCCUCUGUGAAGUACAGAAUCUUAAAUAUGAGCUAUGAAUCUCCUAUCAUAAAAAUUGCCAGAUCCGAUUAUAUCGACAAUCUUUGUCCCCCAAAUCCUCGAGACGCCCCAUUCAACCAAAGUGUUCUAAAACUUGCUCCCCAGACCGGUCAACUAACAAUAUAUUACGACUGCGACAAUCUUUCGCCACCUGCUAUUAGAAGCAAUUUCUUUGGAGAGCUUGGUUGUGGGGAUGAUACAGAUGAUGGACGUUAUUACGUGAUGAGCAACCUCUCUUCUCCUGUACCCAGUGAGAUUGAUAGCGUAUUAAACAACUUCAGGUCUAUAUGCAAAAGAAGCGUCAGUAUUCCCACGGCUAGACCAUCUCUGGAUUCACUACUAAACACUCCGAGUCAUGAUAAUCUACAGAAGGCUCUUAAAGCUGGUUUCGACCUUGAAGUUAACCAAGAAUGCUCGCUAUGUAGAUCCUCUCAGGGUUCUUGUGGAUAUGAUAAGAGCUCAGGUAGAUUCGCCUGCUACUGUAUAGAUGAACGCCAUAAUAGUAUAUGCAGUUCAAGAAAGAAAGGCCUCUCUACUGCCGCAAAAGCAGGAACCGGAUCUGCUUGCGGGUUGGGUGGGGUCAUUCUUAUAGCCGUAGUUUUGUUCUGUCUCUUCAGAGGGAGAAGGAAAAAAUCAGAUGUUCCUAGACAACUUAAUAUAAAGGCCCUUAUUCCACUAGAACACUACAGCUACGCGCAAGUAAAGAGAAUAACAAAGUCUUUUGCAGAAGUGGUCGGGAAAGGAGGAUUCGGAACUGUCUAUAGAGGAACCCUUUGUGAUGGCCGCAAGGUUGCUGUGAAGCUCUUGAAUGAUACAACGGGUAACGGUGAAGACUUCGUCAAUGAAGUUGCAAGCAUGAGCAAAACAUCUCAUGUCAACAUUGUUACUCUACUAGGAUUCUGUGCUGAAGGUACUAAGAGAGCAAUUCUUUAUGAAUUCUUGGAAAACGGAUCUCUUGAUAAGUACAUCUCAAGCAUGAGAUCAUCAGAUAUGGAUUGGAUGGAACUAUAUGGAAUCGCGUUAGGCGUCGCUCGUGGUCUAGAGUACUUGCACCAUGGAUGCAGAACAAGGAUUGUACAUUUCGACAUAAAACCGCAGAAUGUCUUGUUAGAUGGCAAUCUUUGCCCCAAGGUUUCAGACUUUGGUCUUGCUAAGCUCUGCGAAAGGAAAGAAAGCAUAUUGUCACUACUAGACACAAGAGGAACGAUAGGGUACAUUGCACCCGAAGUGUUUUCAAGAAUGUACGGUAGAGUCUCACACAAGUCAGAUGUGUAUAGCUAUGGAAUGUUGGUUCUUGAGAUGAUAGGAGCAAGGAACAAAACAUCAAGUGAAGACACUGCGUCUAGUGAAAGCUCAGUGUACUUUCCUGAAUGGAUCUAUAAGGAUCUUGAGAAGGGAGACAUUGGAAGGCCGCCUAACGGGAUUGUAAUCAGCAAUGAAGAAGAGGACAUAGCAAAGAAGAUGACAUUGGUGGGUCUGUGGUGUAUUCAACCUUCCCCUUCAGAUCGCCCGUCGAUGAACAGAGUGGUAGAGAUGAUGGAAGGAAGUCUAGAUGGUCUUGAAGUCCCUCCUAGGCCUGUUUUACAAAAUCUCACAGCACCUCUUCAAGAAUCUUCUACGGUUUCAGAGGACAUUUCUGUUUACACAGAAGUAUGUUCAAUGAAUAUUGCAUAA